Thamnophis sirtalis is the source of this 934-nucleotide messenger RNA. The record is from RefSeq and is a predicted model, not a curated record. Lineage: Eukaryota; Metazoa; Chordata; Lepidosauria; Squamata; Natricidae.
UGUUAAUCGUAAUAGAGUUUUCAUUAGCAACAUCCCAUAUGACAUGAAAUGGCAGUCCAUUAAAGAUCUUAUGAGAGAGAAAGGGUUGUGGUGUGGUGGAAUUCAAAGAUGAAGAAUUUGUAAAGAAAGCACUGGAGACCAUGAAUAAAUAUGAUCUUAACGGAAGACCACUUAACAUAAAAGAGGAUCUGGAUGGUGAGCACGCGCGCAGGGCACUGCAGCGUGGGAGUGGGCCAUUUACAGGCGGACACGGUCCAGAUAUAGCACCUGGCUUAAUGAAUUUGCCCCCUUCUAUACUUAACAACCCAAACAUUCCUCCUGAGAUUAUCAGCAACCUACAAGCUGGCAGGCUCGGCUCUACCAUUUUUGUCGCCAAUCUUGACUUUAAGGUUGGCUGGAAGAAAUUAAAGGAAGUAUUCAGCAUUGCUGGAACGGUAAAACGUGCGGAUAUCAAAGAAGACAAAGACGGCAAAAGUCGAGGGAUGGGAACCGUGACUUUUGAGCAGCCCAUUGAAGCUGUUCAGGCAAUAUGUAUCCUCACAAGUCAACCUGAUCAAAGAGCAAUGUUGUCAAGUUUCAUCUGUGUAAGCAAGUUAAAAAAUAUGGUUCCUACCAUAUUUGACUUCAGAGAGGGCUUGGUGGUGUGUAAACUGCCAGAAAUUUAUCUUUUUGACGUUUUCAUGCUUUUGAACUGUAACUAAAGUUACAGCACUGAUCCUAUAUUUUGGAGGGUAUCUGUUGGAGGCAGUAUUGGCGUAGGGGUAGAUUGGCAGCUAUUCAGGGAUUAUAACAGUUUGUAGUGGUUUAGAAACUGUGUAUUUCUCUUCUGGAAUUGUAUAGAUGGGAACCUGGGGCCCGGCUAGUCUCCAGUGGUGGGUUUCAAUAAUUGUUUGAACCUACUCUGUGGGUGUGGCCUCCUUUGUGGGAGUGGCUU